Callorhinchus milii (elephant shark) is the source of this 1861-nucleotide messenger RNA. It is a transcript of the gene grap2a, whose product is annotated as GRB2 related adaptor protein 2a. The transcript has 7 exons. The record is from RefSeq and is a predicted model, not a curated record. NCBI's taxonomy places the organism in Eukaryota, Metazoa, Chordata, Chondrichthyes, Chimaeriformes, Callorhinchidae. Bases 174 to 1391 code for a protein of 405 amino acids. Gene Ontology annotation, molecular function: protein binding.
GCUGCAGGAUGGUGCACAAUUGCUUCACUUCCAGCUGAGCUGCACAUAGCGGAGAGGAAAGGAGGAGCUUCUCUCUAUUCACCUCCUCUUUUCGGUGGUUGGACACCCGCAAGGGUCACUGUUUUGAAGGACGUGCCAGUCCCUUCUCAGCAGGUGCACUGAGGGAUUGGCGAAUGGAGGCCGUGGGCAAGUACGAAUUCAAUGGAGCCGGUGAGGACGAGCUGAGCUUCAGAAAGGGAGAUACAUUGAAGGUUCUUAGCACAGAAGACGACUGGUACAAAGCAGAGCUGCUGGGGGAUGAAGGCUACGUUCCCAAGAACUACAUCGAAAUGAAAUCCCCCAGCUGGUUCCGGGGCAACCUCUCACGAGCCGAAUCGGAGGCGACGUUGAUGGAACAAGAUCUUGGCUCUUUCCUCAUCCGGACCAGUCAGAGCGCGAAGAAUGAAUUUUCCCUCUCCGUCAGACACGAAGAAGACGUGCAGCAUUUUAAGGUUCUGCGUGACGGGAAGGGUCACUAUUUCCUGUGGUCGGAGAAGUUCAGCUCCCUGAACAGCCUGGUGGAUUACUACAGGCAAACCUCCAUCUCCAAGAGCAGCCAGAUCUACCUGCGAGACGGCAGCAGUGAGAGCAAGGGCGGUUACGGUGCGUCAAUGAUGGCGUCCCCCAGCACAGCAGGCCCGGGAUUCACUGACCCAGCCGCUAACUUCAAGAAAAGCAGCUUCACCCCACCCCCAACUCUCAUGCUCAAGCCACUGCAGAGACAGGCGCAUAUAGAUGCUCCAAUGCAGAGGCAAGCUUACAAUGAGGCUCCAAUGCAGAGGCAAGCUUACAAUGAGGCUCCGAUGCAGAGGCAAGCUUACAACGAGGCUCCGAUGCAGAGGCCAUCUUACAAUGAGGCUCCGAUGCAGAGGCCAUCUUACAGUGAGGCCCCAAUGCAGCGGCAGCCAUUCAACCCACACGCGACAGCCAAUGAUGCACCAAUGCAGCGGCAAACGUUCAAGCUGCAUGCACCAGCCAACGAGGUUCCAAUGCAGCGGCACCCAUACAAUCCGCAUGCGGGAGUCAAUGAUGCACCAAUGCAGAGGAAUCGCUACAGCCCGCAUCCGUCCGCCAGCGAGGCCCCAACGCAGCGACACCCCUACGGCCCCCCUCUCGCGGCCAUGGCCGAGGCCCAGCCAGCCUUCCGGAAGCUCAGCGAAUGCCCACCAAUGCCUGUAAGGCAGGUACGGGCCCUGUUUGACUUUGUGGCUGAGAUGAACGACGAGUUGGGGUUCCGGAUGGGAGACGUGAUUGAGCUGGUGGAUCAGCCGGACCCCUCGUGGUGGAAGGGGUGUCUGCGAGGGCAGGUGGGCCUGUUCCCCAGUAACUACGUGAUGCCCUUCAAACCGUAACUGUCCAUCCGUCCACAUUCCCAAAGCAACUUCCCCCUCCCCCACGCCCUCAACCCCAAAAUAAUGGAGCAGUCCGGGCACAAACAUAUUGAAUGUUGGAUGGAUUGUCUGGUUGGGGUUGACACCACGAUGGCUGAGUGCAGAACCUGAGAGCUUCCAGGAUGGUGGAAGGUGAACUGAAUGGACCUUGGUCUUUUUUUCGUCCAGAAAUUCCUACAACAGUUCGUAUCUUUUUUUCUCUCUCUCUCUCUCUCUCUCUCUCUCUCUUGACUCUUGUCUGUCCCAAACUUGUGACUUGUGAGCUCCUUGUGAGCUCGUAGUAACUCACCCAUGCCCUUGCCGCCAAAUUGGAAGAUGAUUGGGACCUAUUUGAGAUGCCAGUGUUAUGGUCAACAGGGGGGUGGUGGGUGAGGGCUGGGGUCAUACUUGUCUCGAUGGACUGAUGGCCAAGGAUUGCUUCUCUGCUGCCA